Messenger RNA from Zalophus californianus (California sea lion), 4703 nucleotides. RefSeq names its product activating transcription factor 2 (gene ATF2). The transcript has 14 exons. Gene Ontology annotation, molecular function: DNA-binding transcription factor activity, RNA polymerase II-specific; cAMP response element binding. Lineage: Eukaryota; Metazoa; Chordata; Mammalia; Carnivora; Otariidae. Gene Ontology annotation, biological process: regulation of transcription by RNA polymerase II. The record is from RefSeq and is a predicted model, not a curated record. Bases 288 to 1664 code for a protein of 458 amino acids.
UCUCGCGAGAGAGGACGGAAGCCUGUGGGAGCCCGUGGCCUUUAAAGUGCGGUUCAGCCCUUUCCUCCCGGGGUAGUUUGUAAACACGGCUGAGCUCGGGCCUCCCUGGCGACCGAGAGAAGCAUGAACUAGUGUCCUGGAAAGGGAGACUCAGAUGGAAACUUGAGAAGCACUGCUUGCUUGAUUAGAGCUAAGGGAUUCCUGGCAGCACUGAAUAAAGCUCAUGGCCCACCAGUUAGAAAGUAUCCUUGCCAUGAAAAAGAGGACGUGAUAAGUUGUUCAACUUAAUGAAAUUCAAGUUACAUGUGAAUUCUGCCAGGCAGUACAAGGACCUGUGGAAUAUGAGUGAUGACAAACCCUUUCUAUGCACUGCCCCUGGAUGUGGCCAGCGUUUUACCAACGAGGAUCAUUUGGCUGUCCAUAAACAUAAACAUGAGAUGACACUGAAAUUUGGUCCAGCACGUAAUGACAGUGUCAUUGUGGCUGAUCAGACCCCAACACCAACAAGAUUCUUGAAAAACUGUGAAGAAGUGGGUUUGUUUAAUGAGUUGGCAAGUCCAUUUGAGAAUGAAUUCAAGAAAGCCUCAGAAGACGACAUUAAAAAAAUGCCUCUAGAUUUAUCCCCUCUUGCAACACCCAUCAUAAGAAGCAAAAUUGAGGAGCCCUCUGUUGUAGAAACAACUCACCAGGAUAGUCCUUUACCUCACCCAGAGUCUACCACCAGUGAUGAAAAGGAGGUACCAUUGGCACAAACUGCACAGCCCACAUCAGCUAUUGUUCGUCCAGCAUCAUUACAAGUUCCCAAUGUGCUGCUUACAAGUUCUGACUCAAGUGUAAUUAUUCAGCAAGCAGUACCUUCACCAACGUCAAGUACUGUAAUCACCCAGGCACCAUCCUCUAACAGGCCAAUUGUUCCUGUACCAGGCCCAUUUCCUCUUCUAUUGCAUCUUCCUAAUGGACAGACCAUGCCUGUUGCUAUUCCUGCAUCAAUUACGAGUUCUAAUGUGCAUGUUCCAGCUGCAGUCCCACUUGUUCGACCAGUCACCAUGGUGCCUAGUGUUCCAGGAAUUCCAGGUCCUUCCUCCCCUCAACCAGUACAGUCAGAAGCAAAAAUGAGAUUAAAAGCUGCUUUGACCCAGCAACAUCCUCCAGUUACCAAUGGUGAUACUGUCAAAGGUCAUGGUAGCGGAUUGGUUAGAACUCAGUCAGAGGAAUCUCGACCACAGUCAUUACAACAGCCAGCUACAUCCACUACAGAAACUCCGGCUUCUCCAGCUCACACAACUCCACAGACCCAAAAUACAAGUGGUCGUAGAAGAAGAGCAGCUAAUGAAGAUCCUGAUGAAAAAAGGAGGAAAUUUCUAGAGCGAAAUAGAGCAGCAGCUUCACGAUGCCGACAAAAAAGGAAAGUCUGGGUUCAGUCUUUAGAGAAGAAGGCAGAAGACUUGAGUUCAUUAAAUGGUCAACUGCAGAGUGAAGUCACCCUGCUGAGAAAUGAAGUGGCACAGCUGAAACAGCUUCUUCUGGCUCAUAAAGAUUGCCCUGUAACCGCCAUGCAGAAGAAAUCUGGCUAUCAUAAUAAUCUCUUGGAUAAUCCCAGCAGUUUUAGCUCUAUAAUCAAGGCAGCAUAUGCUCAGCAAAGGCAAGCCAAUUUUUCAUUUUAAGCAAUAAUUUAUAAAGAUGUGUUUAUGAAGAUUAUAGAUGUAUGGGUUUAUAUGCCAUACAUACCCUUAAAUAAACUGAAAGUCUAGAUUAAUACGUUUUUAGGGAAUAUGUAUUAUGCUAGGUUGUAUAGACUGUAAGAAAUGAAUAAGACAUUUUUGAUGUUUGGAGUUAUUCCUACCUUUUUUUCUGUCUAGUCAUCUAGAUAAUCAAAUAGACUGAAGUAAAAAUUUAGUUUUAGCAUAAAAUUAGUUCUCUUCAGCUCUUGGGAGAUAAUUGGGUUUUAUAGAAAUUUUAAAGUAAUUUCUCUUUUCACACUUGAAGUCUUAGGAAAAAAUGUGACUUCUCUGUUGUCUGGUAGUCAAGGUAGAUAGAUAGAUUGACUAAGUGAAUAUUUAAAUCUUAGAGAAAAUGUGGGGAAAUUCACAGAUACCUAACACUGUUCAUGUUGUAGCACACAGCUAUUGCUAAUGGUGGUGGACUGUAAUAGUUAACACUUCCAAAACAUUUGUGAAAUUAAGGUUUAAUAGAAAUUAAGGAAUAUUACAAAAUCUUUUCAGGUAGAGGUGACAGUAUAAAAGCACACACCAUAGGGUCUCAGUUCUAAGGCUCGAAGUCCCCACCUUGUAGAAUGAAACCCCUCAGUCAUGGGAAAACCCUGACAGUUGGGGUCACAUUAGCAAUCAAAUAGUAUAAACCAUGAAUGAAAAUAUGAAUACAUUUUUAAUGUUUGGAUUCUAUGAAGAAUAAAGCACAAGAGUGAUCUUAUUACCAUUAAUUCAUAUUUUCUAGAUCUCUGGGCAUAAUUAAAAUGGUAUUUUGUUUGUUUCUAUAAUCUUAAGUGGGAAGGAAAGCUUCUUGGGCCCUAAAUGUAAUUGAGAGCUUAUAUUUUCAUUAAUGAAAGUAUGUAUGAACAUAGGUAGAAAACUUCAUAGUGUGAAUUGUCAAAUAGCUGGGGGUUUUGUAGCUUUAGGGCUGAAAAUGGCUCUUGGAGUGCAGUAAGAUCUCAUAUCUUUUGAGUGCUUAUGAUUAUACUAAUGAUUUUUCUCUCCUGACCUUCUAGAAGUAGUGGACAUAGGUACAGGUAUAUCACAUUAUAAAGAUAUUGUAUGUAUAUAUAAAAUUUAUAAUUAUGUCAUUUAUAAGUGAGUACCUGAUGCUUUGUACAGCCUAAGGAUUUGCUUUACCUAAUUUGAAUGUCUGGAGAUAGGCACUUGUCCUUACAAUUUACUGUUUCAUUUGGAGUCCUUGCCUCCACUGUAUAUUUAAAUUUCCUUAUACCUCUCAUCACAGAUCGGCCUCUUUAUUUUUGAGAGCAGGUGUUCCCUAGAACUUAACACUGAGAGAAAGGUCAGUGUUCCUGUUGAAGAAGAGUGGUGCACAAAAGAGAACUCUUUAGUAUUCUUUUCAGUUAAAGUGUCAUUGCCCGGGUUUGGGUUUCUUUGAACACGUAAUUGUUGUAUGGGCUGUUUAACUGAAUUAUAAAUAUUUUAUAACAUUUGUUAUUGCUUCAUCAGAAAAGUAUCCUUUCUGCUUUAUAUAAUUUUAAAAGGAUUAUUGAUUGUGAUUUUUUAUUGUAUCUUGAGGUCAAAUUUUUAUCUUGAGGUGUGAUUUUGCAUUUAUAGCAGAUUUAUAGAGAAGAUGGGAUUCUAAUACAUUUUAAAAACUGCUUUACAAAAAUGCAUGGAUUUGAGGCAAACUUGUCAAAAUUCUGUAAGUACUGUAUUUCAGAAAACUCUCAAAAUGAGGAAUUUUAUUUAAAUUGAAGUCAAGCUGGCCAAGUUCCUCCCCUUGUCCUCUGCAUCACAAAUCAUAGGAUGAGUCCUGCUUUAAGGGUCCACAGUCUUUUAAUAAUUGAUUUUCAUUAGUAAGCGGGCCAGUUUGCAUUGUGAGAUUUGAUAGAAAGCCUGCUUGUUACUUUUAAGCACUAAAUAAAAAUUAUUUUAAUGCCAAGGGAAAAGUAUAAAAACACAUCAGUAUGAUACUGUUUUCAGGAUGUUCGAAGAUAAACAAAGCUAAUAGUACAGGGAGGCAUACCCAUUUGGUAAAGCUUCAAACAAAAAACAAGGGAAUGGUUAAAGAACUAUCGGAAUGCUGAUUACCUUUGAUGAGGAGAUGAGCCUCCAGGAAGCAUCGUUGUUAUUGGCAGUGUUCUCUUAAGUUUGGGACGGGGUUCACAGUUAUUGGUUCAUGUUAUCAUUGUAUCUCCUGAGUUACAUAUGCUAUAAAUGCUUGUGUGUUGUGCAUAUCAAAUUUUUCACUAAAUGAAGUAGCUGGAUUACAUCCUGUUAAAAUGAGAAAGGUGUAGGAGAUUCAUUGUUCAAGCCUUAAAGUUGGUAGCUUUUCAUAAAUACUUAGAAAGCCCCUUUCUGAAUAUCUUUUCCAUUGCAGUGUCUAGAGUUUUAUAUAAUUUUUUAUUUGAACCCCAAUUAAUUCAUGCAGCUAUAACAGCUGGUGGCAUUUAGAUUCUAAAUAUUGCUUAUUCUCAUGUGGAUGCAUCAUUAGAAUCAGGUGUUGUAAUCACCCAUUGCUGCAGUAGAUGGAAAGUCAGCCAGAAUAAAUAUAGUUCUGGAGAAUGCAGAGGGAAUAAUUGGAAAAUAUAAUUUGUAUGUAAGAAUUCAUUUUGUUUAUGCAUGUGGUUGUAAAUUUUUUUUAUCUUUUAAUAAGAAUGGCAUGUAGGCAAAGACACAGGUUUUGUUAAAUGUGUUACUUGAUAAGUGUUUGAUCAUAUCUGUAAGGACAAGGCUAUUUCCCAAAUUCCUACCUGAUUUUCUUAACACUAUUUAGCAAAUAUUUCAGCUCUGUUCUGUGAGGCACUGGGCACGCACGUGCUUCCCUGUGCCUGGUUGUACCUUCAUUUGACCUGUUGUGGUGAAAUUGCCUACUUCAGACUUACAGGCACCUUUCGCUUACUCAGGCCCAGUCAUAGCAACUUAGCUCAAUAAGCGACUUUGUAAAAGCCUAACUUUUCACUCUGUAUACUGACAGAGACUGACACAUUCUUAGAGAGAUGUCUUUAAGAAACAGUAACUUUUCUUUUU